CUCGUCUUCAGGCUGAGCCGGCGACCAGACGCCCGGCGCUCCCUUCCUAGCCUCCAGCGCCGCGGCAACCUCAGCCUCCGCAUUUCCCUCCCCCUCCUCCCUCUCUCCUCCUCCGCCUCUUCCGUUUCUUAAGGGAAAGGCUGCAGCCAGUUCUCCGCUCCGCGCCCCCGCAUCCCCGGCUUAGCAUUUCCUGGUCGAAGAAGCUGACAGUUGUCGAGAGCGGUGGCCCAGGUUCAACAGCUGACAGCCCAGAGGGUGGGUACGGAUUCCACCGGCAGCUGCAGCUGAAAGCAGCGUUCAGAAAUGUCAGAUAUUCUCCGGGAGCUGCUCUGUGUCUCCGAGAAAGCUGCCAACAUCGCCCGGGCAUGCAGGCAGCAGGAAGCUCUCUUCCAGCUGCUGAUAGAAGAAAAGAAAGAGGGAGAAAAGAACAAGAAGUUCGCUGUCGAUUUCAAGACCCUGGCUGAUGUACUGGUACAGGAAGUUAUAAAACAGAAUUUGGAGAACAAGUUUCCAGGCUUGGGGAAAAAAAUUUCUGGAGAAGAAUCCAAUGAGUUUACCAAUGAUUUGGGGGAAAAGAUUAUCUUGAGACUGUGUUCAGCAGAGGCAGAAACAGUGGAGCUUCUUAGCAAAGUUCUUAAUGGUAACAAGUUGGCAUCUGAAGCAUUAGCCAAGGUUGUUCAUCAGGAUGUCUCCUUUACUGACCCAGCUCUGGAUUCGAUAAGGGUCGAUAUUCCACAGGACAUUUUGGGAAUAUGGGUGGAUCCCAUAGAUUCAACUUAUCAGUAUAUAAAAGGCUCUGCUGACAUCAAACCCAACCAAGGAAUUUUCUCCUGCGGGCUUCAGUGCGUCACUAUUUUAAUUGGUGUCUAUGACAUACAGACAGGGACGCCCCUGAUGGGAGUCGUUAAUCAACCUUUUGUGUCACAAGACCCAAACACCCUCAGGUGGAAAGGACAGUGCUACUGGGGCCUUUCUUACAUGGAGACCAAUAUCCAUUCACUUCAGCUCCACAUUCCCGAAAGAAACGGCACCGAAACACCAAGCCAACUGACUGAAAACACCAGCUCUGAAGCAGAAGCCCACGGUUUUUCAGCUGUCAUUAGUACAAGUGAAAAGGAAACUAUCAAAGCUGCAUUGUUUCGUGUAUGUGGAGAUAGCGUAUUUCGGGCAGCUGGAGCUGGUUACAAGAGUCUUUGUGUUGUGCAAGGCCUUGUGGACAUUUAUAUCUUUUCAGAAGAUACCACAUUCAAGUGGGACUCCUGUGCUGCUCACGCCAUACUGAGGUCAAUGGGUGGGGGAAUGGUAGAUCUAAAGGAAUGCUUAGAAAGAAAUCCAGAAAAGGGGCUCAAUUUGCCACAGUUGGUAUACCAUGUGCCAAAUGAAGGUGCUUCUGGAGUUGAUCAGUGGGCCAACAAGGGAGGACUAAUUGCAUACAGAUCAAGGAGGCAGCUGGAGAUGUUCCUGAGCCUCCUCAUCCAAAACCUUGUACCUGCAGAUACAAAUACAUAGAUAAAGUCUGACCUCCGUAUACAUUUAAACCGAACUGUGAAAAUAUCUCCCAUAUCGCUGUCUUCCUCUUUUGAGGAGCGUUUUUCCAUUAUGUGUUAGAAUAAUUUUAAUUUCAAUAAAUGAAUGACAUUCAUACAGGAAUUGAGUUCAUGUGUGAAAUCUGCAUAGAAUUAUUAGUUUUGCUUGAAACACUUCAAUAAAAUAUUGAAGAAAGAGAAAACCCUGCUCAAUUAGUAAAACUGCUGUGAACACCUAA
Molecule: messenger RNA, 1765 nt
Organism: Loxodonta africana (African savanna elephant)
Lineage: Eukaryota; Metazoa; Chordata; Mammalia; Proboscidea; Elephantidae
Gene: INPP1
Product: inositol polyphosphate-1-phosphatase
Exons: 7
Coding region: 304-1509 (401 amino acids)
Biological process (GO): phosphatidylinositol phosphate biosynthetic process
Molecular function (GO): inositol-1,4-bisphosphate 1-phosphatase activity
Source: RefSeq, a predicted model, not a curated record